AUGCCCAGAUUGGAGCACGAUCUCCAGGGUCCAUCAGAUCAUGUCCCGAUCUGUGCAGAUCUUGAUAUUGGUCCCGAACUGCCCGGAUCUGGGCAACGGACAAUUAAACCCGGAAGCGAGGCUGAGAAGUCUUUCAUUUCGGAUAUUCUCCGGGAUCUUGCAGCUAUUCCUGUCGCAGCCCCAGCAACCAAGGAAGGCGUUGAAGCGUUGGCUGAUGCUAUCGCGGCAGCGUUCUCGGACGCGUGGCUUGCCCACUCGACCGAGUCCAAACCUACCAAGUGCUCCAAGUCCUGGUGGACGGACGAGUGCUCGGAGACAUUCGGAGUAUAUCAGUUGAGCCGCUCACUCGCUGAUUACAACAAGUUUAAGAAGGCGUGUAAAGACGCCAAACGUGAUUUCUUCGAUGAACGCAUCGCGGAAAUCGCUACCUCUCGCAAUCGCCCGUGGGACCUAAUGGAAUGGGUCAAACAGUGCAAGCUACCACCCUGUGAGGCCAUUCGCAAUGGCGACCAGCCUUGCCAUGAUAUGGACGACCUUUGGGACGCCCUCCAUGGCACGUACAACUCGGCCUCUGGUCACGAGUUGUUGAGUGCCCUUAAGGGGUGCUCCAACUCCUCUGCACCAGGACCGGACCAUAUCACAUGGGUCCACCUAAAGGAGCUGCUCAAGGAUAAACACGUCCUUGCGCUCUUCAUCGUGCUGGCUAACGCUUGCCUUCGGCCGAACAAGCCCUCCUAUUCCGUGCCAAAGGCCUUCAGGCCAAUUGUACUCCUCAUCACCUUCGGUAAACAUAUCGAAAAGAUGAUCGCUAAUAGGAUACAGUUUGACGCCAUCAAGCAUGAUAUCUUUCAUCCCAACCAACUUGGCGGCAUCUGCCAGAGGUCAACUGAGGACGCUGGAUUGAUUCUAACCCAUCUCGUGCGAGCGGGAUGGGUUAAGGGUCUCCAGACUAGCGCGCUGGCUUUUGACAUUGCGCAGUUCUUCCCUUCUAUCAACCAUGGGAUGUUCAUGGCUGUACUUCGCAAGCAAGGGUUCUCGCCGGUUCUGGUGGAAUUCUUUGCCUCCUACCUUGUUGGACGUUCCACAGUUUACUGUUGGAACACCUUCCAAUCCGACUCACAUUCUGCGGACGUGGGUGUCAGGCAGGGCUCAGCUCUCUUGCCUGUUAUCUCUGGGCUGUUCAUUGCUCUGGUAAUGAAGCUCUUCUAUAUCAAAGCAGCGCCACUCAACAUGACGCUGCUUUCCUUUGUGGAUGAUGGGACCAUUCUGGCCCAAUCCAAACAACUCAAUGAUAAUAAUGUGGGUCUGCGUAAGGCCUACAAGAUUAUCUACCUUCUCUUUGUUGCUUUCGCACUCGUUCUUGAACAUGACAAGACCGAGUUGUUCCACUUUUCGCGUCGACGAGAUGCCUAUAAUCCCUCGCUGGAUUUGGGAUACGCCCCACAUACCGGCGCUACACCUUUGAAGCCCAAGACCUUUUGGAGGUACUUGGGCUUCUACUUCGACCGCGGGCUCACGUUUCAUGAGCACGUUCGCUACUAUGCCACCAAGGCGUUCACCACCGUGCAAGCCAUGCGCAUGCUCGGGAACUCUACUAGAGGUCUCUCGCCUAAACAGCGCCGCCUCUGA
Molecule: messenger RNA, 1629 nt
Organism: Cyclocybe aegerita
Lineage: Eukaryota; Fungi; Basidiomycota; Agaricomycetes; Agaricales; Hemipholiotaceae
Source: the annotation of a GenBank genome assembly